Molecule: messenger RNA, 3279 nt
Organism: Echinostoma caproni
Lineage: Eukaryota; Metazoa; Platyhelminthes; Trematoda; Plagiorchiida; Echinostomatidae
Source: the annotation of a GenBank genome assembly
AUGCAUAUGAGCAUUCCGAAUUCCAUACGGAUUCUAAUCAUCCUCUGUGGAUUGCUUUCCUUGGUCGCUUUAACCUACGCGGGCCGGCCAGGUGCAAUGGGUAUCUACGGGCCAGAAGGACCUCCAGGAGACCCUGGUCAAGCUGGACCUCCUGGACCUCGAGGAGAUAAAGGUGACCCAAGUCCACGAGGAAAACCGGGUAGGAAGGGAGAAGCGGGCCAACCAGGAUUACCCGGAUUCGCAGGUGUUCAUGGUAUGAAGGGGUAUCCUGGAGAUCCUGGUUUGCCCGGUGACAAAGGAGACAACGGCUGUGAUGGAGAACCAGGUGACCAUGGAGCCAAAGGUGAUCGGGGUGAACCUGGUGUGAAAGGUCAACAAGGCGUGGAAGGUCGUAAAGGAAUGAAGGGAUUUGCCGGUGAUACGCGACAGGGUUUACUCGGAGAAAAGGGUCAAGUCGGAGAGCCUGGAUUGGAGGGCAUUGAGGGUGAUCCUGGUCUUGUAGGACCACCUGGGUUUCCUGGAGAACGAGGCCCGACUGGAUUGCCAGGUGCUCGUGGUUUACCCGGUGACAUUGGACCUCCGGGUCGUCCGGGAGUUUACAUUCAAACGAAGCGAGAAAAAGGUGAUAUGGGUUUCCAAGGUCCACCAGGAACUCCAGGACAACCAUGUGACGAAGUUAUGGUGAAUCGAACUAUCGAAGAGCUAAUCAGGAUUUCAUUUGGUCCAACGGGAGAAGUGGGAUUUUCCGGUGCACCUGGUCCGAAAGGAGAGAAAGGUUAUCCUGGACGACCUGGAAUUGAGGGUGAUGUUGGAGAUGUUGGCGCUCCAGGAGAACCGGGACCAGCGGGAGACUCCGGUGUGGAUGGUCCGCGUGGUGACCCCGGUGAUUUUGGCGAAAAAGGUGAUCCAGGUCCGUAUGGUCGUGAUGGCCAAAGAGGACCAAAGGGUCGACAAGGUCCACCCGGAAAACACGAAUGCCCGAUUGAUCAAAUGCCUAAAGGGAGCCCCGGUGAGGAGGGUUACAAAGGAGAAAAGGGUGAAGCCGGCGAACCUGGAGAAAGAGGGAAACCGGGUGAAAAAGGUCUUCCAGGUUUAGAAGGACCGAAAGGUACACAAGGCUACCCCGGAAAGCAGUGUGAACCUGGGCCUGUGGGUGAACCAGGACCAAAAGGAAACUACGGUACCAGUGGAGAACCUGGAUGGCCUGGUGACGCUGGAGAGCCCGGUAAACCGGGAGAACGAGGAGCUCCUGGAGAUGACGGCAUUGUCGAAGUUGGUGAAGUCGGAAGAGACGGAGUUCAAGGAUUUCGUGGUCCGAAGGGUGAAACUGGGGACCCCGGCGAUCCGGGCGAGAAAGGAUUCAACGGUGAUUACGAGAUUGGUGCACCGGGGUCACCAGGUGAACCUGGAGAUGAUGGUGAACCUGGUCCAGUUGGCGACCCUGGUUUGCCAGGCCUGCCUGGACCAAAAGGUGAGCGCUUAGCAUCAUGUCCACUAUGUCCGGAUGGUAUUGACGGCCCUCGAGGUGACACUGGCGAAGAGGGUUUGCAAGGUUACAAGGGCGCUCCCGGAAUUAACGGUGAUUCCGGUGAACCCGGUCCUAUGGGUGAAGACGGACAUAUCGGAGAAACUGGAAUCAAAGGUGUCAAGGGUUCUAUUGGUGAAACUGGGAAUAUUGGUGAGAAAGGAGACCCAGGCGAACCAGCUGUUGUUACGCGAACCGUGGAAGACGUGAUUCCAGGAGACCAAGGUGACGAAGGCAAACCUGGGACCGAAGGUGAUCCUGGUGAACGAGGUGAUGAGGGUCCUUCAGGAGAAACUGGCGACGAAGGACCGAAAGGACCUGAGGGUGAAGCUGGCGAGCCAGGCCCAAUCGGGGAGCAUGGUGAUUUGGGUGACGUUGGCGCGCCCGGUCUUCCUGGAGAGAAUAUUACCGAUGUCGUGGGAGAAUUGGGCCAGAAGGGUGAACCAGGAGAACGUGGUGCCAAAGGAAUGCCUGGGCGACCCGGUCGAACACAUAACUGUACCCUUGAUAAAAAAGAUUUCCCCGUACAAAAUGAAACUGACAUCGACGGGGACCGCGGUGAAAAGGGUGAACCCGGUGAGGUUGGCGAAGAAGGCCCGAAAGGAGAGCGCGGAAGAAAAGGAGAGAUUGGAAAACCGGCACUGCCAGCAGAACACGGUGAUCGUGGUCCACCAGGCNCCAGGACCCCAAGGCAUCAAAGGAGAUAUGGGACCAGAAGAACCGAUUGGGAGAACUGCAUCCUGCCCGUCGGUAUUCAGGGUUCCGAAGGUCCUGAUGGUCAACGCGGUAUUGGAGUUGACGGGGAAGUGGGAGAUCCGGGUGAACGGGGUCCUGACGGCCUGAAAGGAUACAAAGGGNUCGGUGAGAACGGAAUUGGCGGAGAGUUCAGUGAGGGAGACAAAGGUGAAAUGGGACCCAAGGGUGUGGAAGGCGAGCCUGGUGAUACUGGUAUAGAUGGGCCACCUGGACCGAUGGGUGAUAAAGGUAUUCCCGGUUUGGACGGUCCUCCUGGAGAUAAAGGUGACUUGGGUGAAAAAGGAGAUCGCGGUCCAAAAGGAGAACCCAGUGUUGGUAUGGAAGAUGGUGACCAUGGUGACAAAGGUGAAAUAGGUCCACAAGGACCUGCUGGUGAGGUCGGUGAAUCCGGAGAUGAAGCUAAAUGCACUGAAGAAGGCCUACAGGGAGAGGCGGGGCCACAGGGUGAACCUGGUGAACCUGGUCCGGAAGGUGAUGAAGGAGAACUGGGUGAUACUGGAGAUCCGGGCGAAGAUGCUCCUGGUCCAGCUCCUGACGGUGAGAAAGGUGAAGUCGGAGAGGAGGGUCCUGUCGGCCUGGUGGGUGAGGAAGGUCCUAAAGGAGAAGCGGGACCUCCUGGUCCGGAGGGUGAAAAGGGAGACAUUGGUACAACCGGCGAGGUUGGAGAUCCUGGACCCGAUGGUGUCCCUGGGAAAGAUGGCGAACCGGGCAUCGAUGGCGACCCUGGUCCCGAUGGAGAGUCGGUCGUUGGAGAAGUAGGUGACGAAGGACCACAGGGUCCGGAAGGAGAUGCCGGAGAAGCAGGUGACAAGGGUGCUCCAGGAGAAGUUGGGGAACCUGGUGACUCAGGCGAAGACUCGCCUAUGAUUAAGGGAGAACAGGGACCUGCCGGUGAAGAUGCUGAGCCUGCAGCUCCUGGUGAGCCCGGUCCAGAUGGGGAAAAGGGACCGAAAGGUGAACAAGGUGAAACCGGACCGCAAGGAGAAAAGGUAGGCUGA